CCUAGACUCUGAAACAGUUUGUACCGGAACAUUUAGCUGUACACAUCAAACAUGGCAGCCAACAUUGAACAAAUUUUCCAAGAUUUUAUUUUGAAUAAAAUCAGAGAAAUUGAAGACCAGAAUGGCGACAAAAAUACAUCUCAAGAAGCAGCUUCAUGCAGUGAAAUGAUUCCAGACGAUAGUAGGGACAAAAAGAGUGAUGGCAAGAGUUCACAUAAGAAACAUAAGAAGCACAAAAAACAUAAAAGUAAAAAGAAGAAGCGGAACCGGGAAAAGGAGGCAAGAGAGAGCAGUUCCGAAUCCUGGGAAGAAUUGGAUGUUUCAUCCAGAAAAGAAGCCAAACCAGACAAUGAACAGCCAGCAAGUAGCUCCAGGGGUCACAAGCACAAAACGGGGAAAAAGAAGAAAAAGAAGAGGCAUAAAGAUGAAAAAAGAAAGUCGUCCGAUUCUGACUCUGAGCAAAGAAAGAGUAAAUGUGCUGAAAGCUUGUUGCCAAGACAAUGUGAUGAGUUGCCUGAUAUCAUCCCAAAACAGGACAGUUCCAGUGGCGCAAAAGCAGAUGAGGAAAAAAAGGGACGCUCUCAUUCACAUUCCAACGUUUCACAUUCCAACUCGGAGAAGUGGAGUUCUCGACCCGGCAAGCGAAAAUCUAGAUCUCCCUCACCACCCACUUCACAGGGUCACCACAACUCAUCCAGUUCCAUAGGCAUUACAGGCUGCUUGGACCCACCUAGAGAGUCCAAACAAGAUGUGGCAAAAGACAUCAAAAUGGCGUCUCCAAGUCCAAAAAGAAGUGCUACAGCAGAGGUUCAGAGGCUGGAUCAUAAUCACAAGCCUGCAGAGACCACAAUAGAAAUCAACAUAGAAAAUUCAGGUGCAAUUUGUGCUUCAUCUCCAUCCUUGCCAAAAUCAUCUCGUCAGUCACAUCAGACUGAUGAGCCCAUCGUCCCACAGCAGAAGGAAUCAGAACAAACUUCGCCCGGUGCGAGAAAAUCGCCCACCAAAAAGAUGCGUAAACCUUCCAAGUCCCCACCAGGGAACAAAGAGAAAUCAGCGAAGAGGCGGAACAGAUCUCGGUCACCUUGUAGGACUCACAGGACUAGGUCCAGAUCCAGGAGUGCCUCAAGAAGGAAGCGAUCCCGGUCACCUCGCAGGACCCACAGGACAAGGUCAAGAUCCAGGAGCUCCUCCAGAAGGAAGCGGUCUCGAUCACUUCGUAGGACCCAAAGGACAAGGUCCAGAUCUAGGGGCUCCUCAAGAAGGAAGCGAUCCCGGUCACCUUGCAGGACCCACAGGACGAGGUCCAGAUCCAGGAGUUCUUCAAGAAGGAAACGAUCCCGAUCAAGGUCCAGAAGUGGGAGGUCACGAAGGUCACGCUCUGAUUCGCGGAAUGCCAAGCGUCGGGCAAAUUACAGCCAGAGGGAUCGCUGGAAACGAGAACCAAGCCACUCCCCUGUGCUCAUCCUGCGCAAAAAAAGAUCCCCUACAUGGAAACAUGUCUCGCAUCCUGACGGCCCUCAACAAAUCACUGAACAUGGCAAGGAGCAACUAUUGGAAAUUGCCAAGGCCAACGCAGCCGCCAUGUGUGCCAAAGUGGGGAUGGCCAUCCCGGAAAGUCUGAAAAGCUCAAUGCUGUCAAUGACAUUCCCAAAUAUGGCCAUGAAUGCUGCGAUGACGGCAGCAACCAUGACCGCUGCCUUGUCCAACAUCAACACCUUGUCCUCGUUGCUGCCGCUGCCCAGUAUAAUUAACAAAUCUCCUGGUGCAAUUCCCACCAACCCCUUAAAUGCUGCAAUGGAGGAAAUGAAAAAGAAAAUGGCAAAGCAGGCUAACAUCAUCAGCAUUAAGGAGUUCACAGAUAAGUGUAAGAUGAUUGUGGACAGCAAAGGUGAGCUGCCGGUAGCGUUGCCCCAUGUGGAAAAUGAGGAGGAGGACGACGGGAAACUUUUUGGAGGAUCAAUUCUGCGUGAAAAUAAGGCGAUCAGCUUCAACAUCAAUAGCGCGACUGUGCGACCAACAGCCCGAAGUGAUGCCGGUAAAGCUAAGGAGUUCCCUGUGUCAUCAGGAUCUCAACAUCGUAAAAAGGAGAGUAAGACAUUGGAUGCCUAUGGAGAUUGGGUCCCAGUGGAGAAAACGUCAGAGGACACAAAAAAUGCCGUCAGUGUCGCGACUGUCAGCUCAUCGUCAGGUUCCAGUGAGGCUUUGAAAGCCCCCGAGUUGCCAGGGAGUGCUGAGGAGUCAGGGGCAGAUGAUGACAACGUGUUUCCUGAUCCACCGCCGCAGCCUGUCGACAUCUCUCAGGCCGUGAGCGAGAGAAUCAAAGCUCAGAAACGAUUGGCCGAGAACCCCUAUGACGUCAAUGCCAUUUGCAUGCUUAGCAGGGCCCAAGAGCAGGUGGAUGCGUGGGCCCAGUCCAACACAGUCCCUGGUCUUUUCACGGGGUCCACAGGAGCUCAGGUCCUCUCCUCGGAAGAGCUGUCCAACAGUGGCCCACAGGCUUGGCUGAAGAAGGACCAAUUCCUAAAGGCAGCACCAGUAACAGGUGGCGUAGGGGAAUUUUUGAUGAAAAAGAUGGGCUGGAGGUCAGGUGAGGGCCUCGGGAGGAAUCGUGAAGGCACAGUGGAACCUAUCGUCAUUGACUUCAAGGUGGACCGCAAAGGACUACUUGCUGAGGGGGAGAAGCCACAGAAAACAACAGGGGGGCUGGUAGUAACCAAGGACCUCAUGGGCAAGCAUCCGGUGUCAGCUCUUAUCGAAUUGUGCACUAAGAAACGGAUGACUCAGCCUGACUUUGUCAUGGUCCACCACAGCGGCCCAGACCACCGCAAGAAUUUUCUUUUUAAGGUCACAGUAAAUGGUGCCGACUAUCAGCCCCAAACAGCCAGUCCAAACAAGAAACAUGCCAAAGCUAUGGCAGCAACUGUGGCACUGCAGGCUCUUGGAGAGGUUCCCGCUGAUGGACCGGGACUCUAUACUGGUCCUGUCUUCACGGCCGCUUCCACUGGGCCUUUGUUCUCCACGUAGACGUGCAACUGCAAACUGCUUAUGUGCCCGUUGUUCUUCUCUUCCUCAUUUUUCUAUACCGGUAGUUAUGCAGCACUGUAUCAAGUGGCUUAAUCUACCAUUAGAUUUGUUGAGUUAACAAUACUUACAAUGGCCAUAUAUAACUGCAGGUUCUCUGCGUCCUAGUAAGAGGAAGCAGAAGGAGGAAGAGGUUGGUAAACAUACUGAAGAAGCUGUUUUGAUUUUGGAGGGGUGCAAAGUUUUGUUGAUGCUAGUGACUGAAAUAGUAUUUACACCCUUAUCCUCACUCCCAACUAGAUGUAAUUGCUACUUACCUGUUUCAGACUUUUUUUUUUUUUCCCCACAAGUUAUUGGGAUUUUUGGGGGGGUCAAAAUCAUGAUGUCUGUUUGUCAUCUUAUUUUAAUGUGUUAGAGUUUUAAAAAUUGCUAUGGGAAAAAGGAUCAUUAGACAAAGCUUGUGAUGGCCUUUUGCACAGUGCUGCUGUAUAUUGACAAAAAGCAUUUCGACUCGUGAACUGUUGUGCAACUUUGGAAUUUUUUUUAAACUUAAACAUGAGGAUUGUAAGAUAGUCUCAUUCAUAAUUAUGUGUAGUAUUACAGACAACCGAUUGUUACACAUUCAGAUGAUUCUCAUGCACUGUGUAUUAAAAUAAAGCUAUUUAUGUGACCUCGUGGAGGAAUUGUGUUGGGGAGGGGGGGUCCGGUAAAUAGCCUCUCAUGCAAGGGAGAUGCAGACAAAAAUGGCCGGAACUACACCCAAAUGCAAA
Molecule: messenger RNA, 3791 nt
Organism: Corythoichthys intestinalis (scribbled pipefish)
Lineage: Eukaryota; Metazoa; Chordata; Actinopteri; Syngnathiformes; Syngnathidae
Gene: sonb
Product: protein SON
Exons: 20
Coding region: 52-3024 (990 amino acids)
Biological process (GO): regulation of cell cycle; regulation of mRNA splicing, via spliceosome
Molecular function (GO): RNA binding
Source: RefSeq, a predicted model, not a curated record